This is a messenger RNA of Rhinichthys klamathensis goyatoka, 1525 nucleotides long. RefSeq names its product dipeptidase 2 (gene dpep2). The record is from RefSeq and is a predicted model, not a curated record. Gene Ontology annotation, biological process: proteolysis. Lineage: Eukaryota; Metazoa; Chordata; Actinopteri; Cypriniformes; Leuciscidae. The transcript has 11 exons. The coding region runs from base 119 to 1390 and encodes 423 amino acids. Gene Ontology annotation, molecular function: metallodipeptidase activity.
AAACACGUGCAAGUUCCGCACAAAAAAAAAAAAAAAAAACAGAUUACACCACUGAGCAUUUAACAUCUCUUCACGUCCAUGAGUACAUUUAAGCAAGCCUCCUGACUCGCACCAUAGGAUGUUAAUAUAUAAAGAAGCAGGCAUCAGAGGCACAUGGAAACAGUGGUUCAUAUGCAGCCUUCUCUCACUUCUUCAUGGAGUAAUAUCCGAAACCACUAGAGCACUGGAUAUAAUGACAAAAUAUCCACUAAUUGAUGGACACAAUGACCUUGCACUACGUCUAAGAAUAAUUUAUAACAACAAACUGAGCCGGAUCAAUAUGCACAACAUUCCUCAUGUGGCUACAGAUAUCAGUCGCCUCACUGCUGGUCAUGUUGGAGGGCAGGUUUUUGCAGCGUACGUGUUGUGCACGGCUCAGGAUAAGGAUGCUGUCAGACUGACAUUGGAACAGAUUGAUGUAAUUCGUCGUGUAUGUACUGAAAACCCAGAGCUGGAACUGGUCACUACAGCUGAAGGAAUGAGGAAUAGUACAAAAAUCACAUGUCUCAUCAGUGUGGAGGGAGGCCACUCCAUCGACAGCAGUUUACCAGCACUACGCAUGUUCUAUCAGCUUGGAGUAAGAUCCAUGGCCCUCACACACACCUGCAACACGCCAUGGGCUGAGACCUCAUCUAGUUUUUACCCAUUUUACCAGCGGAAGAGCAACAGCUUGACAGAAUUUGGCAAGGCAGUGGUGAACGAGAUGAACAGGUUGGGAAUGCUGGUUGAUCUGUCCCAUAGCUCCUGGGAGACAGCCAGAGCGGUGUUAAACCAUUCUACCGCUCCAGUUAUUUUCAGCCACUCGUCAGCCUAUGCUAUCUGUAACAAUACUCGCAAUGUACCCGACGACCUGCUACUGCGUCUGAAAGAGAAUGGUGGGCUUAUCAUGGUGAAUUUCUACAGAAGUUUUGUAGCAUGUUCAAAUACCACAAAUGUGUCUGUUGUGGCUGAUCAUUUUGAUCAUAUAAAACAUGUGAUUGGCACUGAAAGCAUUGGGAUUGGAGCAGACUUUGAUGGAGCUCAAGGAUUCCCUCAAGGGCUUGAGGAUGUCUCCAAAUAUCCAGCACUAAUUGAGGAGCUGAUAUCAAGGAACUGGAGUGAGGAAGAGCUGGCAGGAGUGCUAAGACUGAACUUCCUUAGAGUGUUCCAAAAGGUUGAGAAGGUACGUGAUGAUAUGCAAUACACUUUACCCAGCGAAGUUGAAAUCCCAUUUUUGGAAGCAAACAACAGCUGUCGUGUGAUACUGACUAAUCCAGUCAGAGUCGACAGUAGCUAUCGAAAUGGAAAAGGUUCAUUGAUGCCUGGAAGAGCUAUCGCCUGGUUUAUCAUACUUUUGAUCCAGUUACUGUAAUCUACAUUAAGACAAAGAAUCUUCCAGAGACAGUAUACAAAUCAAAUGUUCUACGACACACUGCCUUGAGAUUGCCUUGCCAACACUUUAAAUCUUAAGACAAGAAGUUGAAGUAAAUUUUCUGACUGAAACUGA